UUUCCUUAUGUCACCUCACCCUUCUCGCUGAGAUCCUUGGAUGGCAGAAAGCCGUUUGUGACGAUCAAACUAUUACAACUGCAAUCGGGUUUCGAUCGUACCUCGAUCGUUCAACUCGACAUGACUUGACCUGCUACCGCCACCAUGUCCAACGGCGAUGAAAAUAAAUGGCACACAGUUACCGUUCGAGUCCCAUUUGCAUCAGAGCAACAUGCAUCCAUUGCCAAACAAGUAAUUGAAGUCGACAGGGAGCUUCAGCCAGACGUCGUAAAGCGUACAAUCGAAGUGGACAAAAAUGAGUUGGUUGCGACAUUCACGACUUUGACUGUCCGGCUUGCUCGCCUUACAGUCAAUGCUUUCCUCGAGAAUGUCGAUCUGGUCGUCCACACAAUAGGAGAAUUUGGUGAAGACGCCGAGAGAAGACCUUCAUCAUUAGCUCUGUAGUUCGUAUGUCAUAUUCGUUGAAUUGUCACAAAGACAUGACGAGCUAUACUAAUAUAUGUCCGCUAGCGAUACGCGAUGUAAUGUUCGGCUUCAAAUACAUUUUGAUUUCUUUCGCCUCUUGUAUAGUCACUACAGCCUUCACUCUUUGCUCUCAGGCUCCUCGUUAUCCUUCUUUGCUUUCUUUGCCUUCUUCUUGUCCUCUCGCAACUUCUUGACGAGAAGCUCCUCGAGCUCAGGGUCCUCGAGCUUCUUAUCUGACUUGACGAGUUCAGGCUUAUACCAAACAGGAGGGUGGGUAAUAAGUGCGGGUCCAGCGGGUAACAGCGCAAUUGUGAAGUGGAAUGCGGCAACAAAGGUAUUGUUGGGGGUAUAGCUGGCGCAGCAUGUGAUGAGAUGAAUAGCGUAGCAGAAUCGAUGUAGGAGAACACUUACAUGACCUCAUAGGGCUUGACAAGGCCGUGCU
Somion occarium is the source of this 907-nucleotide messenger RNA. Lineage: Eukaryota; Fungi; Basidiomycota; Agaricomycetes; Polyporales; Cerrenaceae. The record is from the annotation of a GenBank genome assembly.